GCCUCGCGCCUCUUUGAAAAUGCGACGGAAUCAUCACUGUCCUGUUCAUCUCCGAGCAUUGAACUCCCUGUGAUUCCCAGAGUGUUUCUCGGUGAUGAACCAAUUUGUGAUGACUAGUCCGGUUGAAUCCAUUCUUAUAGAAUCGUGACGACAAAGAGGCAUUUGUCUGGGAGAAACUCAUUUUAUUAAAGCGGGACAAAAGGAAGCUGUACAAGAGUUGGGUUUUUUUUCUUGGGGUUGAUGUCGGCGGAAGAGAAUGAUUCCGAUGCUCCAGAGGAGCUCACGGCCGAGCAGGCUUUUCACCGGGACGAGGAGAUAAGGAAAAUCCAGGAAGACAAUAAGGCCAGAGUUACUCGUGAAGGAAAAGCACGCCGAAGACUAUGGGCUCAGAGGAAAACACCUCGACCUUCUAAAAGGCCUAUAGAUGGCCAAGAAAUUACAGAGAAUGGAACUGAGGAGGAUGGCAAUGAAUCUUUGGAAAGGAGGGGAAUGCUCCCAAAUGAAAUUGUCACCCUGCUUGCAGCACGUGAGAAGCAAGUUUUCUUGUCAGACUCGGAGGAUGAAAGGGCUGAAAGCAAGCCAAUUUCACAAAAGAAGAAAGUUAAAAGAUCAGGGUCAGGACCUAUUAUUUUAAAGGAGAUACCACCUCCUCAGUGCAUACAGAGUUCCUUGGAGUUCUUGAAGAAAAGGAAGAUGCAGGUUUCAAGGUCAUCUUCCAUUUUGAACAACCCAAAUCAAGCCUUACGAUUUCUUUCUAAUUCGGGUGUGUUGAGUAAGAAAUGAAAUUCUCUCCAGUUUUGUUUUCUUGUUGGAAUAGAACUACGGAGUACUCAUGAGUUUAUAGGUUAUUGGAAGUUACCCUUUCUUCACGAGGGCAUUGCAGAGAGAUUUGAUGGGAUGUGCUGUGUCAUAUUUGUUCCUUGACCGUCCUUCUUCUUCUCUUUCCAAUUAGUAAAUGUUGUAGUUGUUUAA
Molecule: messenger RNA, 972 nt
Organism: Rhodamnia argentea
Lineage: Eukaryota; Viridiplantae; Streptophyta; Magnoliopsida; Myrtales; Myrtaceae
Exons: 6
Coding region: 241-783 (180 amino acids)
Source: RefSeq, a predicted model, not a curated record